ACCCUUCAUGCUCUGCUCAAUGAUGCAGAGGAGAAGCAGAUUGUGAACCCUGCUGUUGGAAUGUGGCUUGACGAGCUCAAGCAUGCAAUCUUCGAUGCGGAUGACCUACUGGACGAGAUAGAUACUAGAGCUCUGCAACAUCAAACCAAGAAAACCCAUGUGUGGAAAUUCAUUUCUACUUCUGUCAAUCCUUCGUAUCAAGGCAUGAACAUGAAGGGUAGGAUAGAAGAGUUAUUCAAAAGACUAGAACACGUAGCAAAACAGAAGAAUAUCCUUGGCCUUAGAGAAGGUGUUGGGGGCAAUGUUUCACACAGAACUCUCACAACACCCUUCGUUGAGCCCGAAUGUUGUACUUAUGGUAGGGUUGGAGAUAAAGAAAAGUUAGAAACACUCUUGUUAUCUGAUGAUCCAGUUAGGAGCAACAAUAUAUCUGUAACUAAUCACCAUAGUUGGGAUGGGCGGGUUGGUAAGACAACCCUUGCUCAACUCCUUUACAAUGAUGACGAAGUGAAAGAGUAUUUUGAUAUUGAAGCUUGGGCUUGUGUUUCUGAAGAUUUUGAUGCUAUUAGGGUAAUCAAAACCCUUCUUGAGUCAGUCACUUCAAAAUCUUGUGGUAUUUCAGAUAUGAGCUUGCUUCAAGUUGAGCUCAGGCAACAAGUGCGGGGAAAGAAAUUUUUAUUUGUGUUGGAUGAUCUCAAGAAUGACAACUAUAAUGAUUGGGAUCUUCUACGGGCUCCUUUCACUUAUGGAGAAAGGGGAAGUAAGGUAAUUGUGACAACAAGGAACACAAGUGUUGCAUCUAUCAUGCACACUGUUCCUAUUCACUACUUAAAACAGUUGUCAGAUGAAGAUUGCCGGUUAUUACUUGAAAGACAUGCAUUUAGAAAUGAAAACCCCAGUGCACAUCCAGACUUGGAAGAAAUUGGUAAGAAAAUUUCACGAACGUGCAACAGUUUGUCUUUAGCUGCAAAACCACUUGGGGUUCUCUUGAGUUGCAACCUAGAGUAUAAGGAAUGGAGUGGCAUCUUGAAUAGCAAUCUUUGGGAGUUAGUGCAUGAUAAAAGUAUUCUUCCGUCUCUAAGAAUGACUUAUCAUUAUCUCCCAAGUUAUUUAAAACAAUGCUUUGCUUAUUGCUCCAUUUUUCCAAAGGACUAUGACUUUAAAAAGGAAGAUGUCAUUCUACUUUGGGUGGCAGAAGGUUUAAUUGGACCUAUAUGUAAGUAA
Prunus avium (sweet cherry) is the source of this 1224-nucleotide messenger RNA. The record is from RefSeq and is a predicted model, not a curated record. NCBI's taxonomy places the organism in Eukaryota, Viridiplantae, Streptophyta, Magnoliopsida, Rosales, Rosaceae.